UGUUACGUGCUCAGACAUAGAUAAUCCAAUAUAACAAACAUCCAAGUACAAAUGCAAGAAACUAUGUCACCAAAUGGUUCUGAAAAGCUUACUGGUUAAUAACUUGCAGCCGCCCAACUUGAACAGCUGGUAUUAGUCGGCAUCCAGCAUGGAUUGGUUCUUUCAAUGCUUUAGAAAGAAACAUGGGGGAGUCAUCUACGCGUGCAGCGAAGAGCAGCAAGCCCUCCCAGUACCUCGUGCUUGCAACGCACAGCAGCGGACUGCGUCUCAACAGAACGCAUUCAUCGAGCAGGAUCAUGUUGGGGAAGCGCUCCUGGUAACUAUGAAUGCUGAAGUUGAGGAUGUUGGCCAGAAUGAGGGCCCCGCAGUGGCAUCCCUUGAGGAGGCUCGGCAGCUGAUUCGCGUGCUUAACACGCGCCUUCGGGAACUCGAGGGGUCGGCCGCUGCGGAGAGCUUACUACAAAGUACGAUUGCAAGCUUACCUGCGGACAAGGCUGGACAGACAUUAUCGCCAGCGCACCACAAGACAGGGAACGACAUGGGCAAGAUAAUGGAAUCCGACCAAAUUAUCGAUGCGGACGGAGACCGGCGUGCAAACGAGGACCCACACCAUCGGGAACCGCACACCUUCCGUGUGUACGAAAAGAAGGAGCUGAUCGACACGCUUCGCAGCCGUGACAAGCCUGCUGCCGCCGUGCUUUUGCAGGCCGUGUGCGAGGAGGACCUGCCAAACGUGUCACCAGCGCUGCUGCUGGACGUGGACCCGGCGGUUGGGGAGGCUGUGGCGGGGGCGCCAGAGCUCAUGGCCAGCAUACACAGCGGCAGGAGCGUGGCGGACCUGGCAUGCAUGGAGCACCUUCCGCCCUACCUUAGGCUGCGAUUGUACAUGGUGCAGGCGUCGGCUGCAAGGCCCAUCCUGGCGCAUGCCAACACCGCGGCCAGGACGCUGUUCGAGGCGCGGUCGGACCGGCAGUUGCAGUGGGUCCUGGAGGCGCAGGUGCAGCAGGACGCCAUGCUGGCCAUGCUACUGCAGGAAAUCCUUGACGAGCUCCUCACGGCGCCGGUCUCCCGCUGCAGCGGCCCUCUCGAUCCGACGUGUAGCGAGUCGGAUGGCGCGAUGACGCUACACUCGCUCAGCCAUUUCGCCAACACGAACAACCCAAAGGUCUUUCCCUUUGUGCCCGUCACCAUGCGUGGCUGCGGGUACCGUAAGACCAGCGGCGAGGUGGUGCCCUGCGUCCUGAUGGAGUUUGCACCGGACAGCAACCAGGGUGCCUUCCUGGAGCACCUGCAGCGGGACUACACCAUGAUGGGGCGCAUGAGCUCCAUUGUGACGCUGUUCACGCUGAAGGGUGACGUGCUGCACCAAAAUGCCGGGUCAAUCGCGUACUUCGGCUACCAGCGGAGUGGAUCCUCCCGCAAGCGCACCUCGGCUCAUAACGCCUCAGCACGGCCCAUCAAGCGCCCUGGCGGCCUCAUGGCUGCCCUUCAUGGCUCAUUCAUGGCUGGUUCCGGGGUGGACGAGCGACCGGUGCUAACACAGCUGUUCCAGCUGGCUCCGCCAGACACGCUGGAGGGCAUGUUGGAAUCCAUGGUCCAAGGCGGGGUGUGGAGGAGCAUCCUGCCUGUGCCCCCCAGCCUCGCCACGAUGUCAAGACCGCUGGCGCCGCUGGUCAAUGCCAACGCGCCCUCCUACUCCAGCGUUCCCGUUGAGCCGGAAAGCCUCUUCACAGCCGACACCAAUGCAUUCAUGGCGGUCGAUGCUGGCAGGGUUUCCGCGUCGCUCGGCAACGUCCAGCGCUCCAUGAUGUCCCACUAUGGCAAGGCAGAUCCCAGUGAGGGGUCGUUCGCGCUGGGCAAGAGCAGGUCGCCUGGAUCACGAGCCCUCAACGUGGUUCCUGAGCAAAGCCAGGAGGUGCAGCAUGUGUCUUCGGCCGCACGCACCGCACGGUUAGGGGUGCUGUCGACCUCGGGCCAGGCAGAAAAGCAGAUGGCGGCCUUGGUGCGCAUGGAUGGCACGGCCGAGGUCCUGCCAGGCCCGGCCACGAACGGGAGCUCGCCACGGGUGUCCAUGCGCACGGCAAGGGCAGUCAGACGCAGCACCACCUACUCCGCCAUUCCCACACCGCCGGUCCCUGGGGCCGCCGCGGCGGAGGGCGGAUCCAACAGCUUCACCGCAUGUGGCACCGGCAACUCUGCUAUGUCGACGGGCGGCACGGGCGCACGACUUGCGAGGAUGCGCAGGCGCAGCCUGUUUCCGAUGGGCAUGGACGGGAGCAUUGGUUACGCGCUGUGCCAGUCGACUUGGGGGCUGCUUGGAGGCUCUGCUGCUGCGUUUGAAGUCAGCCGGAACAGUGGGAGGAUUCCCAACAGCGAGUGCGAGCAGGGAGCAGCUGGGCCUGCCCAGAAUGGCACGCAAACCUUUCAUCGUCGCAGCGCGGUUGCGGCUCUGGAGGCGCAUGCCGCCGCCGCGGCAGCCGCUAGCAGCAGGCUGGGCUCUGCACGCGAGGGUGUCGCCUCCGGCGCCCCCUCCGGCGCCGUUCAGCUGCAGGCAGACACCAACUCGAACACGCUGCUCUCCCUGCCGCCGUCGCAGUCGCAGUCGCAGGCUUUCCCGCUUGAGCCCUCCCAGAACCCGCCCUGGCAGAUCCGUAGCUCCCAAGUGCAGGCCGCCUUCCAGUCGCAAGCGUCCACCAUGUCGCAGCAUACCGGCACACAACCCCAGGCCCCGCUUGUUCCACCGCCUGGGUGGCUGCUACAGGACUUGAAUUGCUCCCCAUCUAGUGAGUCGCCGGGCUUCCAGUCGUUGCACAUGGAGAUGCGCAUGCGUUCCCUCUUACCCGUCAUGGAGGCUCAGCGUUCACUUACAGAUGAGCAACAACAGCAGCAGCUGCAAGCGUGUCCGUCCAUACCAGGGCAGCUUCUGACGGGCGGCGCUGAUGGCAUGGUUGAGGCGGUGGGGUCGGCUACGUCGCCCUGCCAAGUCAUACUCCCCACGCCUUCUGCCACUAGUGCCAGCUCGCUUGUGUCACCCCAGGUCUCGGUAUACCAGCAUGGGGACUACAGCAUCGGAAAUGCAACCUCAGGUAGCUUGCGUCAGAACGCGGCAGGAGCCGUGCUAGCGGCAGCGUUUGCUAAUCCCUCGCGGCAGGCAUCUUUCUACCCUCCCGCGCCCUCCAGCGCAACACAGAUGCAGCUCCAACGCGCGCGGAGUAGCAGCAUGAUGUCUAACCCGCAAGGCCCAAGCAGCUUGGGCGCAGGAGUGUCGAGCUCCCCAAACAACGUGGCAGUGCUUGGCGCCCCAACCAAUAGCGGCAGCGGCGCACGGGCUGUACGACGAAAGCCCAUGCGGCAGUCGGAACGCCGGAUCCCAAACCUGCUGCCGGCCAAGCAGUCGUCACUGUCACAGGUGCAGGCGCUACAACCCUCUCCGCUGCAACCCCAGCCGCAGCCGCCGCUGCCACUACCGAUGCCUUCGCUGUCGUCCCAGGCGUGCAAGUCCGCGACGAGCUUCAGCUUCGGCUCCAAAACCCAUAACCGGCCUCUAGUCCGCAUGAUGUCGUUCCUGAACGCCGCGCCGCAGACGCAGGGGCACAUGGCCUCCAUGAGCCAGCCCUGCCACGGAUUCCUGCCCUAUCAUGGGGCGCCGGCUGAGGGCUUGAGCAGGAUAGGCAGCGGGCGGCAUGGCGGCGCGGAGGGUGCACAAGGAGGCCUCGCAUCAGCCGGCUUGCCUCGCUAUGGUUCCCCAAACUCCCUCAAUCCCAACCAAGUCAGUGGCGCGGCGUCGCGCCGGCCGCCUAGCGCCUUGCCCCGCUGCAGCAGCCUGUUGCCCAGCCCCUCCGACCCAGAAGGCCCCUCAGCGCUAAGCCUGACUCCCAAGCGAGGGCUGCCGCAGGAACUGGUGCUGGCGCCGCCGCCGGUUGCGGACGGAGAUGAUGGGCGGCUGUACCAUGAAAUCACGGCAACACCCUUCUUGGACCCUGUCUCCAAGGCGCAGGUCGUGAUGAUCGUGCAGACGGACGUGACGGCUCGUGUGAGGCUGGAGAGGCGGCUAGCGGAGGUCAUGGCAGCGGAGCAUAAGCUGCUCGAGAACAUCUUUCCUCGCCAUGUGCUGGAGCACAUCGCCACCAGCGCAGCAGUCGACACCAGCAGCUUCUCCCAGUUCAACCUCUCCAUGCUCAAUGCUAUGCCCGACCCAACAAAAACCGCCACAGACCACGAACAGGUUACCAUACUCUUCGCGGACAUUGUCGGCUUCACAAGCAUGUGCAAGGAGGUCCCGGCGAAGACGGUGAUGAAGUUCUUGAACGACCUCUACACGCGAUUCGACACGCUGCUGGACAUCUACGGUGUGUACAAGGUUGAGACUAUUGGAGACUGCUACAUGGUGGCCGGCGGCCUGAUCAGCAAAGACGCGGACGGCUUUGCCGCGGUGCGCAAGGGCUCCACAGACAACCUGCAGGCCUGGCGGGUGCUGUCGUUCGCCAAGGCCAUGCUCCGGGACGCGCAAAAGGUGCUGCUGCCAACGACACAUGAACCCGUCAAGAUGAGGGUUGGCAUUCACACGGGCCCCGUUGUCAGCGGUAUCGUGGGCACCCGCAUGCCGCGCUUCUGCCUCUUUGGCGACACCAUCAACACCGCCAGCCGCAUGGAGAGCACCUGUCCGUACGGCCGGAUCCAGGUCUCCGCCACCACCCACGCGCUGGUUCCGGGUGAGAAGUGGGAGCCAACGGGCGGGGUGCAGGUGAAGGGUAAGGGCAUGAUGGACACAUACCUGCUGCGCUGGUCGCCCUCUGACGUGGUGUCAGCUGCGCUCAUGUCGGCCUCCAUGAGCGUGCCGGGACCGGCGGAGGGGUCGCAUGGGCGCAAACACACGCGGGCCGGGGCCGUUCCGGCGGGAAACAUUCCCGUGCCUUGCGGAAACGGAGGACAUGGCGGAGGUGGUGGUGAUGGUGGUGGUGGUGGGGUUGGCGGUGCUGAGGGAGAGGUAGCGAGCGUUGACGCGACGUUUGGGAUUCUGGAGCGAGAGCGUCGAGGCUCGGGUAAGGUUCCUGUGGCCGGCGGUGGCGGGGGUGCGGCUCGAGAACCGCAGUUCCGACCGGGAAGCAGCGAUUCAAACCCCACAUUUCUUUUCAACACCAUGUGCUAGUGUCAUGUGAUAGGUUUGCGCAGUGGGGUUUGGCCGUGUGCUUGCAGGCGCUGUUGCGGAUUGGUCGGUCAUAGGAGGGAAGUUCAUCCAGCUGUUGUACCUUGAACACUAUUUAUGCACAUAGGGAAUUUAAUUUCUGAGCGAGAUGGAGAUCGAGCGAGUGUUCUUAUGCCUAGCGAGAGUGUUGGUGUGGUUGCCGUUUGUUGCAUGGGAGUCUUUUGAGAGCGACAAAGGUUACUUUUGAAGGGGGGCGCCCGUCGAACUUGCCUGUCAUGCAAGUUGGGCAUGGUGUGUCCUACCUCACGAGCCGACACAUUGUGCAGGCGAAGUGAACUGUAGUUGCGCCUGUUCGGAAGUCGAUGUAUUCUAUGUCGUAUUCUUAGCGUCGAGCGAUACCGGAUGCGAUAAUUAGCAGUGCCUUGAGCUUUGCACUGCCGACUUGGCUCGAAGUCAGCCCCUGACACCUGAAUAGCUAUGGUCGGGGCCACACGAGAGACUGAGGGGCUUUCUGUCUCCUCACUGUUUCCACUACGUCCUUUCGUUGGCGGCAUUGCUCCCCGGGGGCGAGCGAAAAGGGCAGUACGCGUUUGCCAUCGCAAGGCGGAAAUGUUUGAUGCUGUGUACUGCGCACGUGAGUUGAUCACCCUAGCUGGCGUCCCGCAGUUGAGAGGCUGGUACUCUUUAAUGCCGUGUUCUGGAGAGACUUGAAGAAGCCAGAACAAAGAGAGUGGUUUGAGCGAAUGGCAUCGGUGGGAUUCUUCAUGCCCCGUUUCUUACGUUGUGUACGGAGCAGGAUCUCUGUCCGAUGGGAGCGGCAAGCUGUUGUUGUUGAUCGCAUCGGCAUGUCAGGUUUUAUGCCGGCGGAAUUUCUUGGGUUGAGUUCCGUCAUAAGGAGGGAUAUGGAAAAACGGUUGAGUUCCGUCAUAAGGAGGGAUAUGGAAAAACGGUUGAGUUCCGUCGUAAGGAGGGAUAUGAAAAAACGGUUGAGUUCCGUCGUAAGGAGGGAUAUGCAAUUGCGCUUGCAGAUUGCACGAAAGGUAGUGCUGACUGUGGCUCUACAUGUUGGCUUUCGCUGUACCGGUGCCAUGUCGUAUUUUAGCCCCCUAGUCGAUGUUAUAUUGUAGAAUUUACAAAAUAAUAUGCCCCGUCGGCGCCAGCUUUUGGUGACAGUGCUGGCUGUUGGCUUCGUGUGUGGUAAACGUUUAUGAUGCCAUAAGCUGCCAUAAGGGCUUUUCGCCAGACAGGUGGCCCAUUCAGCGAGGUCCUGUGGCCCGUAUGAGGCUCACUGCUUGCCGCAAAAGCAGGAAGGGGUGUGUGUGGUCUGACAUGCGGUGAGUUUACUUUUUAUGCGCGUGGGGGUAGUUGCCCUGGUGGGUUUUAUGUGAUGUAUGCAUCGCGUUGUGAGUUUCUGGUUUCGGCGUGAAGGUGGCCGCAUUGCAUGGAUGUUUGGGGUCGGCUGCUCUGGUGCCGUGGCCGAUGUACGGUUACAGUACGGCUACCGGUUCGUACUUCGGCACCUCCGCAGAAGGCCCCUGCCGUGGGUGAAUAAUAAGGGCAAGUUGAUGAUUUAUCCGAGGCGUUGGGUCAGGAAAGGUUGUAUGGCAUGAUUACGGGAGGCCGUGGCUUGAGGUCAUUGUGGUGUUGAGGCUUAAGGGUAAAGGUUGGUGAAGCGUACAUGCCAUUGGCUGCGUGGAAAGGAGGCGGAGUUCUUGACGUAAGGGCGUCGUACACUGAAACUGCAUUCGGGUAGGUGUCGGGGAGAAGGCGCAUAUUCAAUUGUGCACAAGGAGGAGCGCUGAAAUGCUGAAGAGUCCGGCUGCAUGUCAUUUCUUCAUGGUCACCCGAAUGAAGCAGUCCCUUUAACCGGCGUUCUUC
Astrephomene gubernaculifera is the source of this 7024-nucleotide messenger RNA. The record is from the annotation of a GenBank genome assembly. NCBI's taxonomy places the organism in Eukaryota, Viridiplantae, Chlorophyta, Chlorophyceae, Chlamydomonadales, Astrephomenaceae.